UAGCCCCACAGGCCCCCACACACACACGGUCAGAGCACAAACUCAGAGAAUCAAAAACUCAACAACAAAAAAUCAAAACACACACACAUAGUGAUUCAAUGAAAGAGUAUAUCAAAACACAAUAAACAGUGAAAGAAAGAGAGAAGAGAGAGCUAAAAAAACCAGAUGAAGCGGCGGUGGCGGCAGAUCAAGGACAGUCCCGGCGGCGGCACCGCGGCAGAUUCUUGGGGCUACAGAGCGGCAGAUUUUUUUGUGUGUGAAGCAGCCUUUUUCCUUUGGGUUUGGAUAGUGAAGAAGGGUCGUGGGAGAUUUUGGGGGCAGCGUCUACGCAAGUAACGCAGAAGCAGAUCUUAGGCUAUAGCGAUCUGAGCUCCUCAACCAUAUUGUCCUCCACAGAGAAUCAGAAGAUUUCCGAUUGGUCUAGGUCUUAUUAAAAAUGGAGGACUUGGGGUCGGUGACAGGCUCCCCUGCUGCUGGGGAAAGUCUCAGCAAAAAUGCACUCAAGAAGGAAUUAAAGAAUAAGCAAAAGGAAGAAGAAAGGCGGCGCAAAGAGGAGGAGAAGGCAAAACAGGCUGCUUCUAUGGCAGAUUCCCGCAGCAAGAAAUCUGCAGCAGCUGACGAUGAAGAUAUAGAUCCAACGCAAUACUUAGAAAAUAGACAGAAACAUCUAGCAUCUCUGAGGGCAGCUGGUGAAAAUAUAUAUCCUCAGAAUGACCCUGUUGCAAUGUCUGUCCUUGAAUGUGUAGAGCAGUUUAAAAACAUAGGCAAUGGGGAGCAUCUUGAGGAUGUUACUGUAAAUUUGACUGGGCGUAUCAUGAGCAAACGUUCAUCUUCUUCAAAGCUAUUCUUUUAUGAUUUACAUGGUGGUACUGCUAAAGUCCAAGUUAUGGCUGAUGCUAGCAAGUCAGAUUUGAAUGAGGAAGAAUUUUCUAGGUUCCAUUCAACUGUGAAGCAUGGUGAUACUGUUGGUGUCAAGGGGUUUCCAGGGAAAACUAAAAGGGGGGAGCUAAGUAUUUUUCCAAGAUCGUUUAUAGUCUUAACCCCUUGUCUCCAUAUGAUGCCAAGGCAAAAGCCUAAGGCUGGUUCUGAGGAGGCUUGGGUCCCAGGACGUGCCAGGAAUCCUGAAACUUAUAUUUUGAAAGACCAGGAAACUCGUUAUCGACAACGCUAUUUAGAUUUGAUGUUGAAUAUGGAGGUUCGACAAAUUUUUGAGACAAGAACUCGGAUCAUUAAAUAUAUUCGGCACUUUCUUGACAAUCGUGAUUUCUUGGAGGUUGAAACACCAAUGAUGAAUACGAUUGCUGGUGGAGCAGCUGCCCGUCCGUUUGUGACCCAUCACAAUGACCUGAACAUGAAGCUAUUCAUGCGCAUUGCACCUGAGCUCUAUCUGAAGCAGCUUGUUGUUGGUGGAUUGGACCGUGUUUAUGAGAUUGGAAAGCAGUUCAGAAAUGAGGGCAUCGAUUUGACACAUAAUCCUGAGUUCACCACCUGUGAGUUCUAUAUGGCUUAUGCUGACUACAAUGACUUGAUGGAACUCACCGAGACAAUGUUGAGUGGGAUGGUAAAGGAACUUACAGGUGGAUAUAAAAUUAAAUAUCAUGCAAAUGGGCUGGAUGAGGAUCCGAUUGAGAUUGACUUCACUCCACCUUUCAGAAGGAUUGACAUGAUAGAAGAAUUAGAGAAGAUGGCGAACCUCAAUAUUCCCAAGGACCUUUCCAGUGAUGAGGCCAACAAAUAUUUGAAAGAUGCAUGCACAAAGUAUGAGAUCAAAUGUGCCCCUCCUGAAACAACAGCGCGUUUGUUGGACAAGCUUGUAGGACACUUCUUGGAAGAGACUUGUACAAAUCCUGCUUUCAUCAUUAACCACCCGGAGUUAAUGAGUCCUUUGGCAAAGUGGCAUAGAACGAAGAAAGGCCUAACCGAGCGUUUUGAGUUAUUUAUUAACAAGCAUGAACUCUGCAAUGCAUACACUGAAUUGAAUGACCCUGUGGUACAACGCCAGCGAUUUGCUGAGCAGCUCAAGGAUCGGCAAUCUGGUGAUGAUGAAGCAAUGGCUUUGGAUGAAACCUUCUGUACUGCUCUUGAGUAUGGGUUGCCUCCAACAGGUGGUUGGGGAUUGGGUAUUGAUCGGCUAACAAUGUUGUUAACUGAUUCACAAAACAUUAAGGAGGUUAUUCUCUUCCCAGCCAUGAAACCUCAAAAUGAGCCAUCUGCUAAAGAGGGCGGUGUUGGAACCAGCAAUGCAAGGGCCGUGACACGAACUUGCAAAUUGCUUCUGAAGAUUUGUAUGGUACUUUGGUUGCUUACAGAUUGUUACAGAUUUCUCCGUAAACAUUUUUGAUGUGUUUGGUUCGUAGAAAAGUAAAGAAAUUGUGAUCUUGAUAUUAAAAAUUUUCUUUUCAAAAUUCAUAUUUCAGAUUU
This is a messenger RNA of Quercus robur (English oak), 2421 nucleotides long. RefSeq names its product lysine--tRNA ligase-like. Bases 437 to 2341 code for a protein of 634 amino acids. Gene Ontology annotation, molecular function: lysine-tRNA ligase activity; ATP binding; tRNA binding. The record is from RefSeq and is a predicted model, not a curated record. Gene Ontology annotation, biological process: lysyl-tRNA aminoacylation. Lineage: Eukaryota; Viridiplantae; Streptophyta; Magnoliopsida; Fagales; Fagaceae. The transcript has 18 exons. Gene Ontology annotation, cellular component: cytoplasm; cytosol.